GUUAUCUUUAUUUGUCGAGUUUUCUGUGCGUUUGCCACCACAACAUUGUCUUCUCGGGUAAAAAAAAACUUGCUUCUUCUUCGUUUUACUUCAUCUCUCUCUCUGUCUCUGAUAGGGUUUUAGUCAUAUUUAAUGGCUUCCAAUUCAGAGAAAAAUCCUCCUCCUUCAGAUGAGAAAACCCAAUUGACGGAGGAGAACAAGAGUACUAAACCGGAAUCAGCUUCUGGGAGUUCACCUCCACCAGCUUUUCCUGGCUUCAAUGCCAAUGCUUUUGAUUUCUCUAAUAUGGCUAGUAUCCUCAAUGAUCCAAGCAUCAGAGAAAUGGCUGAGCAAAUAGCUAAAGAUCCUGCUUUUAACCAGUUGGCUGAGCAGCUUCAAAGAUCUAUUCCAAAUGCAGGAGCUCAGGAAGGUGGUUUCCCUAACUUUGAUCCUCAACAGUAUGUCAACACCAUGCAACAGGUUAUGCAUAACCCUGAGUUUAAGACCAUGGCUGAGCGACUUGGUAGCGCCUUGGUGCAGGAUCCACAAAUGUCUCCCUUUUUGGAUGCUUUCUCCAAUCCUGAAACAGCAGAGCACUUUACUGAGCGUAUGGCGCGGAUGAAAGAAGAUCCUGAGUUGAAACCUAUACUAGAUGAGAUAGAUGCUGGUGGUCCUUCUGCCAUGAUGAAGUGA
Messenger RNA from Camelina sativa (false flax), 672 nucleotides. Its product is annotated as ankyrin repeat domain-containing protein 2A-like. Lineage: Eukaryota; Viridiplantae; Streptophyta; Magnoliopsida; Brassicales; Brassicaceae. The record is from RefSeq and is a predicted model, not a curated record. Gene Ontology annotation, molecular function: protein binding.